AUGGGUAUCUCACGAGACAGCCGCCACAAGCGGUCUGCAACUGGUGCGAAGCGCGCAUACUAUCGCAAGAAGAGAGCUUUCGAGAAAGGUCGUCAACCAGCCAACACCCGUAUCGGUGCCAAGCGAAUCCAUCUCGUCCGCACCCGUGGCGGCAACACCAAAUAUCGAGCCCUGCGCCUCGAAUCCGGCAACUUCUCCUGGGGCAGCGAGGGCAUUGCCCGCAAAGUCCGCGUCAUCGUUGUGGCCUACCACCCUUCAAACAACGAACUCGUCCGCACAAACACCCUGACCAAGUCCGCCGUUGUCCAGAUUGAUGCCGCCCCGUUCAGGACUUGGUACGAGGCGCACUACGGUACGAACCUUGGCCGGAGACGACAACAACCCGGCGCUGCUGCGACGGACGGUGCAACGACCAAGGCAAGCAAGAGCGUGCAAGCGAAGAGAGAGGAGAGAUUGAAGGCCAGUGGCAAGAUUGAGCCGGCUUUGGAGCGACAGUUUGAGGCAGGUCGAUUGUAUGCCGUCGUGAGCUCGCGGCCUGGCCAGAGCGGUCGUGUCGACGGGUACAUUUUGGAGGGUGACGAGUUGGCCUUCUACCAGAGAGCCAUCCGGAAGUAG
This is a messenger RNA of Cladophialophora yegresii CBS 114405, 615 nucleotides long. RefSeq names its product 40S ribosomal protein S8-B. The record is from RefSeq and is a predicted model, not a curated record. Gene Ontology annotation, molecular function: structural constituent of ribosome. Gene Ontology annotation, cellular component: cytosolic small ribosomal subunit; ribosome. Gene Ontology annotation, biological process: maturation of SSU-rRNA from tricistronic rRNA transcript (SSU-rRNA, 5.8S rRNA, LSU-rRNA); translation. NCBI's taxonomy places the organism in Eukaryota, Fungi, Ascomycota, Eurotiomycetes, Chaetothyriales, Herpotrichiellaceae. The coding region runs from base 1 to 615 and encodes 204 amino acids. The transcript is spliced from 2 exons.